UGUUAUUUUCCGCCCCACAACGGGUGUAAAACAUCCGGUAUCAUAUCCUCCAACAGUAAGAAAAUGCAUUUUCGUGCGAAUCGUUAGUUUUAAGUCGGGGAAAAUAGCUCAAUGAACGACGAAAAAACGUUCCCGUUACGCCUUGUGAGUUAUGAAGAAUUUAGGAAUGUGCAAUGAGUACUGGGAUUUAUUUAACAAAAAUUACGUAAUAUCUGGAAGAUAUCCUUGUCCAGAUUUGCCGAUUUUGCAUGUUUCAAUCGCCAUUUCUUCGGUGGAAGGUUACUCAACCGGAAUCCGCCAAUUUCCGAUCUAUUUUUCUUCAUGAAAGGCGGCAGCUUUUCCAACACACUCCAUUUCUUUGUGUUACAUAAGCGUUUUCCUCUUGAUCGUAACUAUCUCGCACACGAUUGUGCGUAAAAAAAGUAGUAAGCAAACGGGAACGUUUCAAAUGUUUAUCUAAUGUCAAAGAAAAGGAAGUGUUCCAUCGAUUGCUCCAAGGAUCAAGUACAAAAGCGAGAGCUAGCAAUGUACGAAGCUACAUGGAUUGGGCAUGCUUGUGAAUUAUGCGAAAAACCACUUGCUGGUUAGCAUAACAUAGCCAGCUAAUUUCAGGCCUUGUUACAGAACAGAAUAAUCAGAAAGAUGCAAAUUAAGCCAAAAAGACGAAACAAAACUCAGAUUCAGACAAACAGAUAAUCUACUGCUGUUGCUGUUGCUGCUGGUAGAAGAAGGAUUUUGACUGGAAGGACGAAAGCAUUGAAAAUACUGGUCAUUUCGUGGAGAAUACCAUUGAAGGUUGAAGUUGCGAAAGCUGUCAGGAGCAGCAAACUACCAGGAUUGCAUCAACUGAAUUGAUCGCAGAGCACUCGUCAAUCGGCACUAUCAACGGUCUAGCGCGCAUAGCACCAUCGCCAGCAACAGCCUUUUUAUAACGAUGCAGGAGAGCGAUGGGCGCUCGGGCGUAGUCCGUGACAGAGAUCGUGAGGAACGACAUCGAAGCCGAGAUUGGGAUCGUGACCGUGAUUGCGACCGUGAUCGUGAUCGCGAUCGUGACCGGGAUCGCGACCGUGAUCGGGAUCGCGAACGAAUGAGAGAUCGCAGCCGAGAUCGAUAUAGACACCGCGAUAGAAGUCGUGAGCAUCGACGCGAUGAUCAUCGGGUCGAUCGUUACAGAGAUGAGAAACGCAGGGAUCGCUACCGAGAUCGCUCGGAUCGGGAACGAAGUCACAAAAGUUCCCGAAGAGAUCACAGCAGAAGUAAAAGUCGUGAAAUCCGACGAAGACGAAGUAAAUCUCGCUCUCGCGAGCGACACCGUGAUGGUUCGCGUGAAAAAAGGCACCAUACGAAAGAUCGGGAGCGAUCCAAGCGUGAUUUGUCCGUAGAAAUCGAGCAGGAGUUGCUGCAUUUGAGGAAACUUUCUGAUAUGAAACAAGCAGCCGCUUUAAAGUCGGAAAAAUCUAAUCACAGCGAGUCUGAAUCUGAGUCCAAACCGAUGCCCGGAACGGAGAAUUCAAACAGUAAUAGCAAUAAAACCACAAACAUGGAUCAACUGAAACAGGAUUUAAGUAAAAUGUUCAACAGUAAUAAUAGCAACAAACAAACGGACUAUGUUCCGGAAAUUCAAACUGAAGAGGAACGCAUAGAGUUUCAGAAAAAGAUGCAGGAGAAACUGCAAGCUCAUCUGGCUGCCGAAGGAAAACUCUACCCUCGACCUAAACCAUCCCCGGCGGUCAACCCCGUGACGGGUUUUGCCAACGAUGGCUCGUUUUUGGAAAUGUUCAAAAGGAUGCAAGAACAGUUGCAAAGUGGUUGCAGCGGUUUUCAACCGAUGACCGAUGAGAGUGCGCUUGUGCAGGGCUACCAGCCGACCGGUUUGCUCCAGCCGGCACAAACAGCGACGAUUCAGCCGCAGCGCCAAGCAGUCCCCGUGUCAAUUGUCGGUCGCCGGCGCGGCGGAAAGAUUCUUAAAACCGGCAUCGUCAAAAAGCCGAAACCGAUUGAAGAUUCGUAUGUAGAAACUCCGAAUGAUGCGUGGAAUCUUUAUCUGCAGGAGGUGAAAAAGUAUAAGAACGCUUCCUGCGACGCAGAUUCCAAAACACGGCCGUUAGUCAAAUAAAAAUUUAGCGUGUGUGUUUCUCGGUGAUUUGAGCGAACGAAUUCGAUAUCGUGAGAAAGCAUGACGAGUUUGUAUUACUACUUAUCGAUUUACUAGAUAAGCCGAUUUCAUUAGCUGAAGAUGAAUUCAACAGUGUUCCGGAAAGCUAAUCACAUUUAUUGUGUAGUUAUACUUAAUAUUUCCGGUAGUAAAUAAGCUUUUUUUUUCUAGUUGUAUAAGUCGUGCCGGACGAAAUGCAUUUUCUUCUAACAUGUCUCACACUCCCUCUCUAACCAAUGAAACUGCAAACCGUGCAACCUAUUCUAACGAAUACAAACUUAUUCCCUCAUCGCAUACCCGUC
Molecule: messenger RNA, 2457 nt
Organism: Topomyia yanbarensis
Lineage: Eukaryota; Metazoa; Arthropoda; Insecta; Diptera; Culicidae
Product: cytochrome c oxidase subunit 6B1-like
Exons: 3
Coding region: 935-2116 (393 amino acids)
Cellular component (GO): mitochondrion; respiratory chain complex IV
Molecular function (GO): 3'-5' exonuclease activity; 5'-3' exonuclease activity
Source: RefSeq, a predicted model, not a curated record